AAAGGUAUCAUACCGGAACGGUGUAGCACGGAUGACCCAAAAUACCUCAGUUUGAGUUAACGCAGUGAGCGGAAGGUGAUGCGGUGAGCUUGUGGCGUUCGACAGCCAUGCUACGGAAUUUGAUAACGGUUAUUUUGGUGGGAAAACACCGGUUCUACGUUCCGGAAUGAUUGUGUGGAUGUUUUAAAUAUUUUUGGGUUAUAUAUCAUGGGAACAUGUGAGAUGUUUCAUAAGCAGGACUUUACUUGGGACAAGAACCUGCAGAAAGCUUGCAGGUUGUUAAUUCUUUAUCUGUGUUUUAUAGGACUGUGCAAAAAAGUUACCUAAUUUAGAUCGAAACAGCUGAGCAACUGGACGCUUUGCGUUCUUCGGCGCUAUCUGUGCCUUUACUUUCUUCGCUGUUGGCCAAAAAGCCUUUAGUGGAACCUGUCUACGAUUAUAUCUAGCCAAGGAAAUAAUUGUGGUUAAACUGCGUGUGAUUUGUGGCUUUCGAUUUGUAUGGUGAAGGCGGAGCAGCUCAUUCUUUAAGCGUGUUCGUCACAGGCGAGGAGAUACGUCAAUCUUUUAGUGGCCCACUCGCUCGGUAUAUAAACACUGCGAGAUAUCUCAGCUGUUCGCUGCACUAUACGCUCGGAGGAUGGCAGUCGCCAUGCAAAUACCGGUGAUAUUUUUCCUCGUUAGUCUAACACUGAUCCACUAUGGCCAAGCACAUUCUGUUAGGCAUGUCACGAGAGACAAUCGGCGGAGCGGUCGGGGGGACAGUGUGUUUAAAACUUUACGGCAAUCACCACAGGAGGUGACGAGUCGGAGAGAGCAUUUACAGCGGGAGUCGACCACAUCUGACGGUGACGUGGUGUCCCAGCCCGGACUAGAAAAUGAGGAGUCGGCCCGACGACAGCUGAUGGACAGUGCCUUGGGCCCGGAGGUUUCCAAUGGACAUAUCAGUGUCAGAGUCCGGAAUGGACGGAUUAGGUCCAUGCUGGCCAAGGGUAGCAUGGUCCCUACAGACGAUGACGAUGACUGGUUAGAGAACGGGGAUGGGGUUGGCACAGGGGUUGAUAAAACAGUGGGUGAAUUGAGCAGGGAGGUGGAGAUAGAGAAUGCCCGGGCAACGCACCCGGCACCAAGCGUAUCUGUGAUUGACAGUCAAAGCAACCAAGACGGGUACGACCUACCCGUCGAGGACGAUUCGGCAGAGGUAACUCAAAUCCACCGGCCACCUAAAAAAUGCGCACAUUGCUGGAUGAGAGAGGAAGUGAAACAGUUAAGAAUUGAAUCCAUUAAAACACAAAUAUUACAGAAACUACGCCUUUCGGCGCCGCCAAACAUUACAAAGGAAAAGAUUCCAAACGUUCCAGACCGCCACCCCUUACAUGGACAUCUCAAUAAGUUUGGGGUGCAGGCGGAUGACCCCACUGAACGGUUAGGGUCAGAAGUGGGUGCUGAGGAUAUGUAUAAGUACGAGGAUUAUUACGUUAACACCGUCAAAAGCAUAAACUUUGGAGAAAAACCGCCUUCUAGGAUCGGCAACAAUUCCCAAAUAUGCUAUUUCACAUUCAAAGACGACGUUAUGAAAGCACGAAUAGAGAAAGCCAAGCUAUGGGUCUACCUUCGAGACGGCGGGAGAAUGACGGGGCCAAACGCCAAAACAUUGAUUCUGGUAUACCAGAGGUUUCCGCCUUCAACCCCUGGAGGGCCUGUCACCAGGCGCUUGAUCGACCGGAAGGAGAUACACCCGCCGCCCCGCGGCCUGAACUGGCACCAUUUCAACAUCCGCGAUGUCGUGGAGGAGUGGACACUCAGGCCAGAGACAAACUACGGCCUCUACAUCGAGGCGACCGACCACAUUGGAAAGAUGCUUCCAGUUAUUGUUCCAAACACUGAAGCUGAAUCGAAUUAUAAGCCCUUCGUCGAUCUGAAGAUCAGAGACAUGUCAUCGAACCGCCAAAAACGGAUGUUAAGCCGGACGUGUCAGGAGGACGACGUUGAGCGGAACUGCUGCCGCUUUCCACUCCGUAUCAGCUUCGAGGACUUCGGCUGGGACUGGGUCAUCGCGCCCAAGUCGUACACCGCCAACUACUGCUCCGGGGAAUGUCCGUACGUGUACGCCCAGGAUUACCAGCACACCCACUUGGUCCAGCAGGCGGUUCCACGCAAUGCAACCAUCUGCUGUACUCCCCGCAAGAUGCACGCGCUCUCCAUGAUCUACUUUGCCGACGCACUCAACGUAGUGUACGGAAAGGUACCGGAAAUGGUGGUCGAAUCUUGCGGUUGCGCGUGAGCAUACUUUGCGGAAGUGAUGUAUUUGGAGAAGAAAUGAAGCCCGAAGUCUUUCUUUCACUCUCUGUGGAGGAAACAAGACAAGGGUCACGUCCCUGUUGCUGUCAAUCUGCUUUGCAUAGCCCCAUCUUUUUUGCGAAGGGAUCGUGUGGUUGCAAUCGGAAGUCGACUAAACUGAGCGUGACCAGGGUGCGCCAUUGGCGUUACCAUGGUGUAACAUGUACAUGCAGUCAUUUGACGCAAUGCAAAUGUUCCUGUGUGGUUCACAACGUAGACAAAUUGCUUCUCACGUGACAUGAUACCGGCGUCGUGAUUGGUCAAGAACAAUAUGAACAAUUCCAGACUAUUAUUUUGUGAUAACUCGAUGUGAUCUCGAAUUGGCUUCUAGUUCAAUUGUAAAUGUGCUACUAAUAAGCGAGCUAGGUCUGCUUCAUGCCAUUAAUGCUGUAUGUGCUAAAAUGUGCUGAAUCCUGGAUAGAAGGCGCUAGUUAACUCACCAAUCAACGACUUGCUUUCAAGAGAUGACUUGUGUUAUGACGUCGUAGCCUAUGGAACAGCAUUUAAUUGUGGUCAUGCAUAAGAUCAGUCCAAAAUAUACAACAGCCCAGUGACAGACUAUGUCAAAAAGUGAGGCCUCAGAAUGGUUCUUCCAUUGACAAAUCCAAAUGAUUAUGAUGCUCGUUCGGAGCCUGCAUGUUUACUGUUAAAGGGGGCAGCGCCAAAUUUGCAAAAUAUCUAUAAAUAUAAAUGUGUUCAGUAAUGCUGAUCUGAGCUAUUCUGCACCGCUUUUGAAAUUGGUAGCUUAGUUGGAGAUACUUUGACUGAUUUUGUCAACCACUUAACUGGCUUUAAGCUAUCCUCCCUUUAACAGUCGGGUUGGGUUAGGGUGGUGUAGGUUGCCGUUGCAUCACUGGAAUAUCACUGGCCAGAAUAAGAAAUCGUGAAUAAAGAGAUAAAAGAGCGUCGGAAAUCAAGAUACAGGACUUAAGAAGCGACCAUUUUGAAUGUUGUCACGUGACGGAAUCUCUACCAAAGCGAGGAUAUUAAUAGAGGGGAUGCAUGUGACCCUUGUAGUGCAUGUUGGUUUACGACACCUUCGUUAGGGAUGGACAGAAAGGGUCGGUAUUUCUUACCAUCUUACUGCUAGAUUUUAAGUAGCCCCCUGCAGCUCUUUUUCGAAUGGGAUCGAGAAACCCCUCCUCCACUUUUCGCAAUAUAUUGGGGGCGUGUCUUUUAUAAUGGCUGUCAAUAAUGUUAUAAUGUUUUGUCAAUGGGAGUACAGCAACUACAGAAAACUGCGAGAAUCCCUGCUCCAGUCAUAGUGCCGGUUCCAACAUUAUUACAUAUACGUCCCAAGCCGGAAGCGGCUUCCAAUGUAUUUCAUUGGAAGAUGAGCGCAAAUGCCGACACCUAUUAGCCCUAUCGGAUGCGACGGGAACUAGCAUGUUUGUAGUGUACAUAGAUUUGUCGACCAUAAUGAUGGUAAAACCGUUAUGUAGUGCAUGCGUCAUGAAAUGACACCUUUGGAUCUUAUAACUGUAUUUUAUGGCCAGUAACGUAGAGUAAAUUGUACAUGAACGACGAAUGGAAUUGAUUUAAAUUCUAGAAUUGACACUUAUAUUUUGGCGCCGAGUUGCCUAAGUUGUACCUCUUGUCUGCUUAAAACUGUAAUUGCUGGAUUUGGUAUUCACCAACGCCAUCUUGGUUUUCCGAAAUAGGACUGACUCUGCUAAAAACCGGUUGUCGCCUAUUUUGCGUUCACUCUCUCAUGGCGUUGUUUACAUGAAGUCGAUUUAACAUACGGCUAGUAGUCUAUACGCCAAGUUUAGUAAAUAUCAUCAUGUGAACAAUCAAGCUUGCGUUUUAAAAACAAUCCAAACCUAUCCAACCCAGAGUCCUUCCAAGCCAUGUUGUACUCUUCCCUCGCGCUCGCGCAUGUUGCUGGGUUGCAGAAAAGUCUUCUCUCGCUUUUGCACCACGAUAUAAAACCUUUUCCUUGUUGUGACUUACGAAUUUCAGCCUGAUACGUAUUUUAGAAAAUAUACAAUCGGUGAAAUAUAGUUUCUUAAAGGGACAACUCGGACGUAGGAUUUACCAAGCCAGGCGGAUAAUACCCAAAUUUGCCACCAUGCGCCGCCACCUGUAGUAUCACACUGGUGCUGAUCUGUUAUAAUGAUUUUCGAUAGUGUCGCGAGGCAGUUUUGGACAUUUUGUGCCACCGUGAUUAAUCUAAUUAGCAGUUUUGAAUAAAAGAGAGGUUCAGACGUUGAUACGAGAACGAGAGCGUUAUCAUGCAAAUACACAAUGUGUCUUUCGUGUCUGGUAAGCUAGCACAAAAAUGUAUGAAUCAAUCAACUUGACUUGAUGACGUCAGCAACGUUCUUUUCUCGGAACCCAUCUGAACCUUUCUAAUGUACACGAACAUGACGAAAGAACCUGGCCUUUAACGUGAGCAGUUACGAGAAGGCGUGCAUGCCAGUGGAGCUUACGGUAUAUGGUGUUGCUCUCAAUGUAAGCUCAAAACGUGGAUGUAUAUAAGCGAUCUUAGUUCAGUAAAUAUAUUUUCAAAAUCUUA
This is a messenger RNA of Lineus longissimus, 4855 nucleotides long. Its product is annotated as growth/differentiation factor 8-like. Bases 638 to 2281 code for a protein of 547 amino acids. Lineage: Eukaryota; Metazoa; Nemertea; Pilidiophora; Heteronemertea; Lineidae. The record is from RefSeq and is a predicted model, not a curated record. Gene Ontology annotation, cellular component: extracellular region. The transcript is spliced from 3 exons. Gene Ontology annotation, molecular function: cytokine activity; growth factor activity.